AUGACGAAGAGCCCAGCCAGCCAACACUCGGCGGAUGAGUCAAUCCGAGAAGUACAGGACGAUACGUAUGAUGAGCCUGACGACCAAGAAAGAGAUAGGAUCGAAGAAGAGUGGCGCAACAGCAUUCGCAUGAAGGUUGACCUUCGACUUUGCAGCAUCGCAGGAAUCUUGUGCUCGCUCAAUCUACUCGACAGCGGCGUGAUAUCCAGCGCAUCCGUUACGUCGAUGCUCAGCGACCUAGACCUGGACAUCGGUAAUAGAUACUCGGUCUCUAUCUUCAUCUUCACAAUUGCAAGCAUUGCUUUCCAGUUGCCGUCAACAAUUGCUGUGCGCACUUUUGGUCCGCGUAUCUGGUUCGCCUUGAUCACUUUCUGUUUCGGCAUCAUUACACUGUGCACGGCUUUCGUACAGACAUGGCGGCAAAUGAUUGCACUUCGCAUCCUGCUUGGUAUCGCCAUGUCGGGUAUCUACCCCGGAUUGACUUAUCUCAUCUCGACAUGGUACACGCGGAAAGAGCAACAGCUUCGCUUUGCCCUGAUGCAGAGUGGAGAAGUCAUUGUCUUGGCAACGGGUGGUAUCGUCAACUUCGGGCUCAACCAGCUUGAUGGCCAAUAUCUCAAGGGAUGGCAAUGGAUGUUCGUCGUGCAAGGAAGCAUCACUGCGUUCUUUGGCAUCUUGACCUAUUGGUGGAUGGUCGACUUUCCCGAGCACGCGCAGAACUCUUUCUACUUCCUCACGCCCCACGAGAGCGCGUUGGCAUCUUCUCGCAUUCAAAAGGACCGAGGCGAUGUCAAGCCUGACGACUUUGCUUGGUCCAAAGUCUUUGUUCACGCCAAAGAUGCAAAAGUCUACGGAUUCUGCAUCCUUUACUUCCUGCAGAACCUUGUCUCGACGUCGCUCUCCUACUUCUUGCCCAUUAUUCUGCAAGGCGGAAUGGGCUUCUCUUCUGAUAAAUCGAUCUUGCUCUCUGCGCCGCCUUAUUACUACGCGGUUCUCCCCGCCAUCUUGUCCUCGAUCAUCGGCGACAAGUUUCAGCUAAGAGGGCCAAUCAUAGUUUUGAACUGCGUCUCUCUAAUUAUCGGGUUUUGCAUGCUGGGUUUCUCAGACCAAGUCACAGUGAGAUAUAUCGGCACCUAUCUUGCGACUGGAGCAUACGUGGCGAACUGGGCUGCCAUGGCGACUUAUCAAGCGAACAAUAUCUGCGGCCAGUGGAAGAGGGUGUUCACGGCCGCGAUGGUCACAGCCUUCAACGGAGCAGGAGGUAUUGCUGGAAGCUUCAUUGUCAGACAACCGGAGAGUCCGAGGUAUAUGACGGCGAUUUGGGUGAGCAUAGGGAGCCACAUUUUGAUCAUUGGACUAGUUGGUGUGUUCUCGGUGUUCUUCUACAUUUCGAACAGGCGGCAGACUAGGGGAAAGCGACUAUUGGAAGGGACGGAGGGUUUCAAAUUCACCUAUUAG
Messenger RNA from Alternaria arborescens, 1458 nucleotides. RefSeq lists its product as hypothetical. The record is from RefSeq and is a predicted model, not a curated record. The transcript has a single exon. Gene Ontology annotation, molecular function: transmembrane transporter activity. Gene Ontology annotation, cellular component: membrane. Lineage: Eukaryota; Fungi; Ascomycota; Dothideomycetes; Pleosporales; Pleosporaceae. Gene Ontology annotation, biological process: transmembrane transport. Bases 1 to 1458 code for a protein of 485 amino acids.